This is a messenger RNA of Mesitornis unicolor (brown roatelo), 414 nucleotides long. Its product is annotated as snRNA-activating protein complex subunit 3-like. The record is from RefSeq and is a predicted model, not a curated record. The annotation marks the transcript as partial. Gene Ontology annotation, biological process: snRNA transcription by RNA polymerase III; snRNA transcription by RNA polymerase II. Gene Ontology annotation, cellular component: snRNA-activating protein complex. Gene Ontology annotation, molecular function: core promoter sequence-specific DNA binding; bent DNA binding; RNA polymerase II cis-regulatory region sequence-specific DNA binding. NCBI's taxonomy places the organism in Eukaryota, Metazoa, Chordata, Aves, Mesitornithiformes, Mesitornithidae. The transcript is spliced from 4 exons.
GAUAUGUUAAUCUCUUCUGAUAAAGAAAAGGACCCAGGUGUUAUUCCUGAAGAUAGCAGUCUGCUAACUCUUCGAAUUAGAAAGAAGGCAUUGGAGAAGAGAGAAGAAACAAUUAUUGUGGAUCGGGCUUGCAGACAAGAAACGCUUGCUUAUGAGAUGGAGUCACAUGCAAUUGGGAAGAGGCCAGACAAUCCAACAGAUCUAGUUGAGGAGGGAGAACUGCUUUUAACUCUGAACAUCUUCUAUCCUGUCAUAUUUCAGAAGCAUAAAGAUCACAAACCCUAUCAGACAGUCCUUGUACUGGGCAGCCAGAAGCUCACUGAGCUGAGAGACUCCAUUUCCUGCGUCAGUGACCUCCAAAUAGGUGGUGAGUUCAGCAGUCAGCCAGAUCAAGCACCAGAGCACAUCAGCAAG